Molecule: messenger RNA, 315 nt
Organism: Plasmopara halstedii
Lineage: Eukaryota; Oomycota; Peronosporomycetes; Peronosporales; Peronosporaceae
Exons: 1
Coding region: 1-315 (104 amino acids)
Source: RefSeq, a predicted model, not a curated record
AUGCCAGUAUUUAGACCGGACAGUUACGUUCAAUUUGCUCAACCCCUUUUGGAAGCUUUCAACGUUGAUGCACUUGGCAUCCGUAGUGAACAAGUCGCCAGAAAUCUAUAUUUUCAAUAUUCUAGCCAGCCGGUCUAUUUCAACUUGACGUAUCGCGCUCCUACAGGCUUCAUUAUAUCUGGAAUAGUUCGCUAUCAUUCCAGCUCUUCAAAGUGCCCAGAAGCUUUAAUAGUGAACGGUCAGAUGUGUGACCAAAUUGUGAUCGGUGUGUUACUUCACUCGGCGCGGGCAAAGGGUACUCAGACGACUACCUGA